AUGCAGUCUCAAUAUCAUGAGCAUGUUCUUAACUUGACAAAAAGGAAGCCUAAACCAGGUUCUCCAGCUGGUGGCGGCGCCAUUAGUGGGGACACCCCAUACAUCAGCAGCAAGAUCAGCCUUAUCUCCAAGGCGGAGAUCCGCUACGAGGGCAUACUCUACACCAUCGACACCGAGAACUCCACCAUAGCUCUCGCCAAAGUUCGGUCCUUUGGUACAGAAGACAGACAAACAGAUUAUCCAAUACCACCUCGAGAUGAAGUCUUUGAAUACAUUAUAUUCCGUGGAAGUGAUAUUAAAGACCUCACUGCUUGUGAGCCGACAAAACCACAAUGUUCUUUGCCUCAGGACCCAGCUAUCGUUCAGUCUUCACUAGGCUCAUCUACUUCUUCAUUCCAGUCAGUGGGUUCCUAUGGACCUUUUGGCAGGAUGUCGAUGUACAGUCAGUUCAGUCCAAGUUCAUUAGUUGAGCAGCAAUUUGGUGCUGUUGGUGUUGCUGGAAGCUCCUUGACAUCCUUUGGAACAGAAACAUCAAACAGCGGUACCCUGUCCCAAAGUAGUGCAGUCGGUUCUGCCUUUACACAGGAUACAAGAUCUGUAAAAACACAGUUAUCUCAAGCUGAUAUACACAAAGUUUCAAGACCAGAAAAUGAGCAACUUAGAAAUGAUAGCAAGAGACAAAUAGUUCCAGGUGCUCUUUCAGUUCCAAGGAGAGGGUGUGGGAGUCAUCGAGGUGGCAGGGGAAGAUUUGGUAUUCGGCGAGAUGGUCCUAUGAAAUUUGAGAAAGACUUUGAAAGUGCAAAUGCACCAUUUAACAAGGAGGAAAUUGACAGAGAGUUUCAUAAUAAACUUAAAUUGAAAGUGGAAGAUAAACUUGAGAAACAGGAGAAGCCUAUAAAUGGUGAAGAUAAAGGAGACUCAGGUGUUGAUACUCAAAACAGUGAAGGAAAUGCAGAUGAAGAAGAUCCACUUGGACCUAAUUGCUAUUAUGACAAAACUAAAUCCUUCUUUGAUAACAUUUCUUGUGAUUAUAAUAGAGAAUGGAGACCGACCUGGGCUGAAGAAAGAAGAUUAAAUGCUGAAACAUUUGGAAUCCCACUUCAUCCAAACCGAGGCCAUGGGGGGGGGUACAGAGGCAGAGGAGGUCUUGGUUUCCUUGGUGGCUGAGGGCGUGGUGAUGGUAGAGCUUGUACCUCCACCACCCCUCAAGGAUUUUGUAGUGGAUUCAGAGGAGGUCGUGGGAGCAGGGAAUUUGCAGAUUUUGAAUAUAGGAAAGACAACAAAGUUGCUGCAUAGUCUACAAACAAGUCUUUGGAAAUAGG
This is a messenger RNA of Myotis lucifugus (little brown bat), 1322 nucleotides long. RefSeq names its product protein LSM14 homolog A-like. Gene Ontology annotation, biological process: cytoplasmic stress granule assembly; P-body assembly. Gene Ontology annotation, molecular function: mRNA binding. The transcript is spliced from 3 exons. NCBI's taxonomy places the organism in Eukaryota, Metazoa, Chordata, Mammalia, Chiroptera, Vespertilionidae. The record is from RefSeq and is a predicted model, not a curated record. Gene Ontology annotation, cellular component: P-body.